Paramacrobiotus metropolitanus is the source of this 2403-nucleotide messenger RNA. Its product is annotated as RNA-binding protein 39-like. Gene Ontology annotation, biological process: mRNA processing. The transcript is spliced from 10 exons. Bases 190 to 2070 code for a protein of 626 amino acids. Lineage: Eukaryota; Metazoa; Tardigrada; Eutardigrada; Parachela; Macrobiotidae. The record is from RefSeq and is a predicted model, not a curated record. Gene Ontology annotation, molecular function: RNA binding. Gene Ontology annotation, cellular component: nucleus.
UCGUGUUUGCAACGCAGUUGAAAAAUUCUCAAGCGGCAGGUUGGCACGAAGUUUGUUGGUUGUGGAACUGUUUUUGUCCGUUGAAAAAUUUUUAAUUAGUCACUUAGUGUCCGACAAAUCUUCCCCGUAAGCGGAGAGGAUUCUAGCAUUUUAUCGGGUUUAAAGAAGCGUUUCAUUGUGAUCGUGAUCAUGUCGGAUGCGGAGGAUAUGAAAGUGGACGACAUGUUGGAGGAGGUGUUUAAAGGUAAUGGGAAGAAAGAUCCCUCCAGCGGGAAGAUGAACGGCCCAUAUAAGCAGGACCGCAAUGCCUCACCCGAGCCGCAGAAUGGGACCGCCGAGAAACGGGCUGAAGAAUCUGGGCGGAAGCGGCGCCCUUCGAAAUCACCCAGUCGCAGCCGGUCCCGCACUCCGAAGCCCAAGAAGAAGCGCAGCCGCAGCAAGGAUAAGGAAUCGCGUCGCAGUCGUAACAAAGACGAGGAAUCCCGUAGCACCCGCAGCCGGGAUAAAGAGUCCCGCCGGCGCCGCAGUCCAUCGCGGGAGCGCAGUGAUCGGCGUCGCGAUCGUGACCGCCGCCGCAGUCCCAGUCCGCCUCCCAGUGAUGCGGAUCGGGAUCGCAAACGAUCGCGGAAGGAAGUCAAAGAGCGCUCCGUGUCCAAGAGUCGAUCGCGCACCCCCCGCCGCAGCCCGAAGCGUUCCCGCUCACGGAGUCCGCGACGCCGCGAUGACCGGAGGGAUCGGGAGAGGGAUCGACGUUCCCCGGUGCGACGUGACCGCUCGCGAUCACCACGGCGCUCACCGCGACGGGAUCGCGGGGAAGGUCGACGGUAUGAGAGGAGUCCGCCGCGGUAUGGAGGCGGACGAGGUGGAGGACGAGGCCGCGGUCGUUUUGAUGGCCGUGGGGGACAAAACCAUAUGAGAGAUCGUGGAGGUUUUGGAGGGCGUGGAGGCGGCGGCCGGGCUCGGCAGUCCAUCGAACGCGCCCGUUCCGUCCGCAGUGAAUCACCGGAUAUCCCGGCGGAAGAGCGCGAUCAGCGCACCGUGUUCUGCAUGCAGCUGGCACAGACCAUCAACGCCAAGGAUCUGGAGAAGUUCUUCUCCUCCGUCGGCCGGGUGCGCGACGUCCGUCUGAUUGUGGACAGUAAGACGCGGCGGUCCAAGGGUAUUUCCUAUGUGGAGUUUUACGAACUGGAAGCCGUGCCGCUGGCGCUGGGUCUGCACGGCCAGAAACUGAAGAACUGUCCCAUGAAUAUUCAACCCACACAUGCCGAAAAGAAUCGCGCAGCGAUGGCGGCGGCCGGUGCCGUGCAGAAGGGCCCAAUGCGGCUGUAUGUGGGAUCGCUGCAUUUCAACAUCACGGAAGAUAUGUUGAAGGAUAUUUUUGAACCAUUUGGAAAGUUGGACAGCGUUCAAUUGAUGAUGGAUCCCGAGAGCGGACGAUCAAGAGGAUAUGCUUUCAUCACGUUCCGCGAUGCACAGGACGCGAAGCGAGCCAUGGAGCAGUUGAACGGCUUUGAAUUGGCCGGACGCGCGAUGAAGAUUGGUCACGUGACGGACCGCAGCGACAACGCCACGCAGGGCUCACUGGAUUACGACGACACGGACCGCGCGGGAUUCGACCUGGGCCCGACGGGCAGAUUACAACUGAUGGCCAAACUGGCCGAAGGCACCGGGAUGAAGAUCCCACAAUCGGCGGCGCCACCGCCGCCGGCUGCGCCUGCAGCACCGGCUAUGGCACCGAUCGCUACCCAGUGUUUUAUGCUGUCCAACAUGUUCGAUCCGAAAACGGAGACAGAGUCCACAUGGGCCUGUGAUCUGAAGCAGGAGGUGAUCGAUGAGUGCAGUCAGUAUGGCGGUGUGGUGCAUGUCCACGUGGACGCCGACGCUGCGGAAGGGAAUGUCUACGUCAAGAGCGUGUCCAUUGCGGCGGCCACCUUGGCGGUGCAGAGUCUCCAUGGCCGCUUUUUUGCUGGGCGGAUGAUCACUGUAAAUUAUAUUCCCACGUUAAACUAUCACCAGCUUUUCCCGGACGCCAUGAAGUCGCAUUUCCCGCUGGCUCCUUCUCAACGGUAGAAAUCGUCCUUUUUGUUUACUUGUUCGGAUGGCGCAGCACGGAGAAAACAUUUUGUUAAGUGGACGAUGGGAUUUUGAAUGGAAUGUGAAGUAUUUACCUCGAGGGAUCCUUUUCGAUUAUUUUUUGCACUAGCUGUUACUCCGUGCUUGUGCGUUUUUUCCGCUUCUCCGGUUUUGUUUGUCCGCAUCACUGUGAAGUUUUUUUCACCAUCCGACUAGCAUGUGUUUGAAAUCUGAAUUAUUGACGUUUAUAUUGUGUUUAGAAUUUAUUAUGACCAGCGCUUAUAAUGCACAACGAUCGUACAAUAAAAUUCAAUUAGUUGUAAGUGGAAU